AUGGGGGCGGUGGAGCACCCCGACAUGGUGGGCGGGUUUGCCGACUUCGAUGCUGGCCACCGGGACUUGGUGACAGUUACCAAGUUCAACUUUUACGGGAAUCGGAUUGUCACGGCCUCUUCCGACCAUCGCAUGAAAGUAUGGGAUCUGAAGGAUGGCCAAUGGCAAUUGACAGACACGUGGCGAGCCCAUGACGCGGAGAUUCGUGAUGCAACAUGGAACGGCCCCUUCACGGGUCAACAUAUUGGAAGCGUGGGAGAAGAUAUGAAACUUAAAAUAUGGCAGGAGGAUGUCACACAGCCCCCAAAUUCCGGCAGACGAUUCAGAUCUAUCUUUCGCAUGACAGCACCUCAACGGCACCCAUUUGUUUCGAUGGACUUUCGCAACAUUGAUCUAGAAUCAUGGAUGGCUGCCAUCACCCGCGAUGGCUAUUUGAUGGUAAUGGAACCUGUCAGCCCGGAUAGUUUGGCAGACUGGCAGCCAGUAGACCAGUUUCGAGUAUGCACAGCACCUGAGCGUGGAGAAGAAACAAGUUUCAAGGUCCAGUUUCACCAUGACCCGGCAGAUAUCACACAUUCGCUUGUCCCAGACUCAGAUCCCAAAAGUCUAUCGCUGGUCGUUGCUGCAAUGGACACAGUGAAGGUUUAUAGAACGGACGCAUCCCGUCGUUUCUACCAUGCCAUUGAGUUGAAUGGACAUGCAAGUCUUGUUAGAGAUAUAUCCUGGGCCAAUGGCUCUGUCAGAGGCUAUGAUCUCAUUGCUAGUGCAGGGAAGGAUGGCCUCGUGCGCAUAUUUGAAGUGUACACAGCGUCGACCAAUCAAGGUUCUCAAUCCUCCAAUUCUCGGAAAACUGAGCGUCGGCAGCAACAACAGCAAUCGCCUUCCACGCGUGCUACUUCGCAAUCUGGCAUUGGAAAUGCUCUUGCGAACCGCCCAACUUCCUCGGUCUCUAAUCGGCAAGCUACUGGGGAUUCUCUGUUCCGACACUCCUUCAAGCAAGUUGCAUGCAUAGAUAGUAAGCAUAUCGAUGUAUGGCAAGUAGAAUUCUCUUUUGCUGGCGAUUCAUUAAUAUCAUCUGGUGAUGAUGGCGCAGUUCGGUUCUGGAAGAGGUCUUUAGCGGGCGAGUGGCUCGAGUAUGCUGAAACCGACCUUGUAUCCCAGUGA
This is a messenger RNA of Penicillium angulare, 1164 nucleotides long. RefSeq names its product putative nuclear pore protein (SEH1). Gene Ontology annotation, cellular component: nuclear pore outer ring; Seh1-associated complex. The coding region runs from base 1 to 1164 and encodes 387 amino acids. Gene Ontology annotation, biological process: positive regulation of TORC1 signaling; cellular response to amino acid starvation. Gene Ontology annotation, molecular function: structural molecule activity; protein binding. The record is from RefSeq and is a predicted model, not a curated record. Lineage: Eukaryota; Fungi; Ascomycota; Eurotiomycetes; Eurotiales; Aspergillaceae. The transcript has 3 exons.